Hypoxylon trugodes is the source of this 1691-nucleotide messenger RNA. RefSeq lists its product as uncharacterized. The record is from RefSeq and is a predicted model, not a curated record. Bases 471 to 1421 code for a protein of 316 amino acids. NCBI's taxonomy places the organism in Eukaryota, Fungi, Ascomycota, Sordariomycetes, Xylariales, Hypoxylaceae. The transcript has a single exon.
GUGUUGAGUAGGUAACUUAAUACUUAAUUCUAUUUCCAUUAAAUCAUUACCCAAGUAGCCUGUGCCUAUAUAGCAGUCAUCUCUAGAGCGAUUUCACCAUCUUUCGUGUCUCAUUUAGCUAAGACAUAAUAUCCUAGCCGAUCCCAUCGUGAUGUUGAUCUGAAAUGGUGGGCUGCUUUUUCUUAGUUGAUUGGUCCCACACGGAAUUGUCCUUGGGGGCCAAGUCCGCAUGACUUUUUCGGUAUCGAGGCUGUAGAGUCGAGGGGGGCGAAUUGAGGCGCAAUGUGGAAAAAUAUGUAAUUGAAGGCUCCUAUAGAUCAAGGUAAGAAUAUAUAGAUGAACCUAGUAUUGAAUUUUAAAGGCAUUCUCAUUCGAGUUAUAUGGCUUCCAAUACUCGAAGCUAUUGAUUUCGCGUUCGAGAGAAAUUUAUCAUUCUUACCGUGGGGUAGAAUCUACCUAGGUACUCAAGCAUGGCGCCACCAAAGCCAUAUUUCCUCCUCUCUGAGUUCGCUACACAAGACAAAGUCUACAAACUCCUAGGCCGAGCAGUACCGUUCGAUUCCGAAAGUCCAAACGACGAUAAUAAUCCGUUAAAACGGCCUACGGAAGGACAUAUUUAUCCAGAGCUACCCCCCAAGGGACCCGAUUUGCGCCAGUUAGACAAAUACCUCUAUCCACAAGAAGUAACAGCAAAACAAGCAAGCACGCUUCUCGCUAGCGCCCACUCAAGCGAAACGAAAGUAGCCAUUAACAAGGCCAUUUCAUUCCUGCGCUCCACUGAGACAUCAAAUGAGCGUACAGCGUCGAUCCCAGUAUUCCGACGCUUUACUAUCGACGAGGCACCCCGUCGAAUCAAAGAGUUGCUAAAACAUCCCGAAUAUUCAAGAGAUAUCUUCGAAUACUUUACCAAAUUUCCAAAUGGGAAACUCGGAAUUAUCAAUAGCAUCAUCUGUGUCGGGAAUAUGAGUCUCAAUGACCAACAUAACCAGUCGAGCGAGACCAGUGCUCAAGUAGAGGUCCCUAGUGAGGCUUUCGGAGCCCCCCACAAGACAGCCGACAUCAAGACUAAAUUGUCUACAUCGAAGAAUAAGAUAUCGGAGACAGAGGGCACAUAUGAAGGUGAGGUAGUAAUGGCAUGCUCGUACCUACAGAUAACGAGAAUCCGAGAGUCACGACCCUGGUACAUGGCUCUAUUCAAACCCAAGAAGCCCUCUCUGCAUGAUAUCAUCAUCACAAAUGAAAAUGAGAGUAUCCAGCCAAGUACCAUGACUGUCGCUCUUCCUGGAAGAAGGGUUUCGGGCAACCAAGAAGUCAUUCUAGGCGCAAUAGUUAGCACCAGCGAUAAAGCUGUGAAAGCUAUUGACGACAGUAGUGACAGCGAGUCUGAUGAUGAUGAUGGUGAAAUUGAACUGUAUGCAUAGGGUUUAUAUUAGUUGUUAGCUUAGGUACUAGGUGGUGUUACAAUAUUUUGUGUAUUAAAUAGAGAUUCCCCUAUACACUACCUGGGUAGUUCAGUUGUUUAGUAAAGGCACUCGCACACCAUUCAUCAAUUACCACCCAAUGUACUGUAUAGUGUAAGCACCCAACCCUAAUAUACCUCACCUGAUGUAGCGAGAGUAGAUGGAAGUGAAUGUGCAAAAUUAUCCAAAAAUAGAUCGGAUUUUCAAUAUUCUAUUUCGAUCACGGGUUCC